This is a messenger RNA of Entrophospora sp. SA101, 927 nucleotides long. Lineage: Eukaryota; Fungi; Glomeromycota; Glomeromycetes; Entrophosporales; Entrophosporaceae. The record is from the annotation of a GenBank genome assembly.
AUGGAUCCUGAGUUAUUAUUAUAUAUUGAUAAAGCACAACUUGGCGAUGAUGAGACUCACCUCAUAUUCAAUCCUCCUUGUAAAGUUUACUCACAAAUCACUGAAUUUAUUUCACCUAAUCCCAAUAAUGUUGAUACUAUAGUUACCCCAAAACCACAAAACUGUUUUUUCUUAUACCGCAAAAAUUAUAAUGCAAAACAUAAAUCUCCUAGAAAUAAAAAGGAUUGGAAAAUACUUUCAAAGGAAGCUGGUAACGCCUGGCAUAAUGAAUCGAACGAAGUAAAAAGUUACUUUAAAGUAUUAGCAAAACUAGCUCUUGAAAAACAUAAAUUAACUUAUGAAAAUAUACUACUAAAAAAUUUUAUUUUUAUUUCUCAACAACCAAAGCCACAACAAAACCAAAUAGAUAAUAAUGAUUCUGCAGUUCUGCCAUCAUCCUAUCUAAAUCCUGAUUCUUUCUCUUCUACUUAUUAUUGCACAAACGAUAAUACAAGCUUACAACUUAAACUACAACAAAAACAAAAUGAUAAUUUAAAUAAUAACGAUUGUGCACCUUCAUCAUCAUCACCUCAUACAGAUCCUAUUUUUUCUUGCACAAGUGAUAACACAAGCUUACCUCAUUUUAUGACUCAACAAUUAGAGCUGCAACAAAAACAAAGCGAGAAUUUUCAUAAGAAUAAUAAUAACGAUUAUGCAGUUUCAUCAUCAUCUCACCCAUAUUCUACCUUUUCUUACAAAGAUGUUAGUAUAAUCUCGCUUCAUUUCAGGGCUCAACAACCAGAAAUACAGCAAAAACAAAAAGAUAAUAUUUAUAAGGAAAAUAAUAACGAACAUGCAGUUUCAUCAUUGCUUUAUCCACAUUCUAUCUCAUUUGAUUUUGACACUAAUGCUGACUGGAAUACAAUUAUUAACUACUUUCGACUUUAA